AUGAAAAUGAAGAAACCAGCGGCAAGCGAAAAAUCACCGAAUUAUAUUCCUUCAGCUUCACAUCUUGAACAUUUAAACAGAGAACAAAUGAAAAGUAAAGCAAAAUCGGGUGCCAAUACUGAGCCAAAACUUGAUAUGGUCACCGUCGGCUGGAGAAACUGGAACGCACUAAGUUUAAAAAAAGAUACCAAUUUUAACCUAUUGAAAGCAAUGCCCUAG
Molecule: messenger RNA, 219 nt
Organism: Brugia pahangi
Lineage: Eukaryota; Metazoa; Nematoda; Chromadorea; Rhabditida; Onchocercidae
Source: the annotation of a GenBank genome assembly